AUGGCACCCAAGGAUUUCCUCCACUGGAGUCUCCUGGUGUUGCUUCUGUUUCUUCGCUUUUGCCUGUGCCAAGAUGAAUACAUGGAGACAACACAGAGUGGGCCUCAAAGUCCACCGGAAUGUGGCUGCCGUGGGGAUUUUGGAUUUCGAGGUUAUCAAGGCCCCCCAGGCCCCCCAGGCCCCGCUGGAAUGCCAGGAAAUCAUGGAAACAAUGGCAAUAAUGGAGCACCUGGUGUUGAAGGAACAAAAGGUGACAAAGGAGACAAGGGGGACAUGGGACCAAGAGGAGAGCGGGGCCACCAUGGCCCCAAAGGAGAGAAGGGCUACCCUGGCAUCCCACCUGAACUUCAGGUUGCAUUCAUGGCUUCAAUGGCAACCCACUUCAGUAAUCAGAACAGUGGAAUAAUCUUCAGUAGUGUUGAAACCAAUGUUGGCAACUUUUUUGAUGUAAUGACUGGUCGAUUUGGUGCACCAGUGAAUGGGGUGUAUUUCUUCACCUUCAACAUGAUGAAGCAUGAGGAUGUGGAAGAAGUAUAUGUUUACUUAAUGCACAAUGGCAAUACAGUGUUCAGCUUAUACAGCUAUGAAUCAAAAGGAAAAACAGACUCAUCGAGCAACAGUGCAGUGCUUAAGCUCUCCAAAGGAGAUGAAGUUUGGCUGCGAAUGGGCAAUGGGGCACUGCAUGGAGAUCAUCAACGCUUUUCCACUUUUGCAGGGUUUCUUCUUUUUGAAACCAAGUAG
Molecule: messenger RNA, 741 nt
Organism: Varanus komodoensis (Komodo dragon)
Lineage: Eukaryota; Metazoa; Chordata; Lepidosauria; Squamata; Varanidae
Gene: C1QTNF3
Product: C1q and TNF related 3
Exons: 6
Coding region: 1-741 (246 amino acids)
Molecular function (GO): protein binding
Source: RefSeq, a predicted model, not a curated record